Messenger RNA from Colletotrichum costaricense, 798 nucleotides. RefSeq lists its product as uncharacterized. The record is from RefSeq and is a predicted model, not a curated record. The coding region runs from base 1 to 798 and encodes 265 amino acids. The transcript is spliced from 4 exons. Lineage: Eukaryota; Fungi; Ascomycota; Sordariomycetes; Glomerellales; Glomerellaceae.
AUGAGGGAUCGGAGGACGACGUAUCGGCAGGGUCAACUUGGGGAAGAUGGCCGACUAGUUGUUCCCACGCCGGUACUUCAGCACCCUCCUUUCCCUCCUCCUCCGCCGCCGCCUCAACCGCCUCAGGUUCAACCGGAAGUUCAACCGCAAGCUCAACCCUUUCCGCAAGCAAAUCUUGAUGGUUUGUGGGUACCGUUUCCUGCAGGAGUUCCCCAGCCGCAAGUGCAAGGUCUCCAACCCGCGGGGGAAAUACAAUUCAUAGAUCAGCGCAACGUAUACGACAUGGACCGGGAAGCUCGUAUUCGACAGGGCCGGGGACGGUUCAGCAUCAUCAUGUUCUACCCAGACGGCAGAAACACCGAGCCGGAAACCCGAGAGUGGCGCCCUGAACCCCGCGCCAACAGACGCCGACCACCUCCCCUCGCGCAUCCGGGCGAGAGGGCGGGAGCACCGCGGGCCUGGCCCGUAUUCGCGAUCCACGCCGAGGACCCCCUGUGCAGCCAUCACCUGCCGACGUCGUGGGAGGUGGAGGACAUGAACAACCGCGUCCAGCCGCCGGCGUGCACGUUUUGCCGGUCGAGGGCGUACGCCGUGUACUUGCGGUGCCGGACUUGCGGGAUCGUGGCGUGUAGUAUGCAUAAUAGCGUCCGGUUCGGGUUGACGUGGGCGCAGGCGGUGAGGGUGAGGAACGGGUUGAGGAAUCGGGUCUGGAUUGAGCCGGCGGGCACGAGGAGAGGUGAGAAUAGGAGAGACGAGAAUCGGAGAGGUUGGUUUCGACAGGCGUUUGGGAGAAGAUGA